CAUAUCACUACCCCAGGACACAGAGGAGAGAGGACUGACUACCUGUCCGAGAGGUGAAUGAUCGCUCCAGUGUUCUGUCAAGGACUUCAAAAUGAGACGUCUUGGGAACUGCGAUUAAAUUAGAUCACGAGAACAAGAACUGCAUAUACUGUUUGGUAUUUGAUUUGGAUCAGCGUGUGUGGUAUGGAUGAACAGUUGGUGAUGGAGGGUGCUCACAACAUCACGCAGCCCUGGUUGGGGUGGGAGGAGGUUUGCUCACUCUCGCUGGGUGGCACCACCUUCCUGAUCAUGGCCUACAGCACCAUGCUGGCUGUGGGUCUCGUGGGAAACACCUGCGUUGUCCUGGUUAUCCUGCGUCAGAAGGAGAUGCACAACGUGACUAACAUCUUCAUUGCCAACCUUUCCUGCUCCGACAUCCUCGUGUGCCUCAUAUGCCUGCCCAGCACCAUCACCUACACACUGAUGGACAGGUGGAUUCUAGGAGUGGCUCUUUGCAAAUUGACUUCGUUCGUCCAAUGUCUGUCCAUCACGGUCUCCAUCUACACCUUGGUGCUGAUCACACUGGAGCGGCAUCAGCUCAUCAUCCACCCUACCGGUUGGAAGCCAGUGCUUGGACACUCGUACCUGGCUGUGGCUGUCACCUGGAUUAUGGGAUGCUUCGUCUCGCUGCCCUUCUUUUCCUUCACCUUGUUGGUUGACUUUAAAUCCCAGAACCUCAGCAUUCCGAUGAAUCCCUCCGAUUCUCACCUGGUCUGCAUGGAAAAAUGGCCAUCGGAGGGGAACCGCUUAGCGUACACUACAUCGCUGCUGGUGUUCCAAUACUGCCUGCCUCUUAUACUCAUCAGCAUCUGCUACUUGCGCAUUUUUCUGCGCCUCAGUCACCGCAAAGACAUUAUCGAGAGGACACGGGAUGCACGUCAACGAAACGCUAAACACUUCAAGCGUAUCAACGCCAUGCUAGCCUCCAUCGUGGCCCUGUUCGCCCUCUGCUGGCUGCCGCUGUACGUGUUCAAUGCCAUUUUCGACUGGAACCACGAGGCAAUCACAUGGUGCCACGACGCUGUCUUUUCAGUGUGUCACCUCACAGCAAUGGCUUCCACAUGCGUCAACCCCAUCAUUUACGGCUUUCUAAACAACAACUUCCAGAAAGAGCUGAAGUCACUGCUGUAUCAGUGCCGAUGCUCGGGAGUUCCCCAGAACUAUGAGAGCUUCCCGCUGUCUACCGUCAGCACUGAUGUGACAAAAGGCUCCAUUCUCAGCAAUGGCUCUGACACCAUCGCCGUCUCAUCGCAACAGCAAGAGAAAGAGUGUUUGUAAAUAAGCACCUCAGACAUGUGCAUUAGACUGAGUUACAGUUGUUGGCUACAUAUGCUCAGUUCUAAUCAGUAAGUCAUCAUCAGCCAACUGCUGGGUCGGAUUUGAAGAUGAUUGGUAGCAAACCAGCAUUUAUUUUGAACAGACCUCACGUUCAAAAUAAUGUAACCCUUAUGAUUUGAGGGCACUGUGUAAAUAUUGAAGAUUAUUUUUUUCUUGGCUAGAUGAUAAAUCUCUCUCUAACUUUGGUAUUAAGUAUAUAAAGGCCUUAAAAGGUAACUUUCACCCGCUAGUCACAAGGUAAUGCACCAUACACUAAAGUAGGUUAUGUAUCACAUGUUCCUCAGAAAUACACUGUGCAUAUGUGUGAUCUUGAACACAUAUUUACAGAAAAGAUGGCAGAGGGGUUCCUUCUCAGUCUUGGGGUGAGUCAGUGUGACUGCUGGAAACAUGUCUGUCAUCUGAAGACAGUAACAUUACAAGAAAAAAGGAAAGGAAAACACAUUCAUGACAACCAGUGAUGGAAAUUUAUGGAUCAAUCAAGAGGACGUGUUCAUAUUGGAGAGACAAUUUUCACAGUGGAGUUGGGAGUUCACAUAAUAUGCUGCGUUGGUGUUACUUGACUGGUAAGCAACAGUGUUAAGUUACGGGGUGUGGCUAAACAUCAAAACAAAGUUCUCUGCAUGAGUCAAGUAUACAAAGCAGCUUUCUAAAAGAUUUCUGAGAGGCCUUUAUGUAAGGCCUUGAUGAAAAACACAACAAAAAUGUGAAUGUAAACAAAAGCCACAUUUGUUUUAUUUCAAAACUAUGUUAAUUCCCUUUAAGUCUGCUUCACCUCUUUUACUUUGCACAGUGCGUGACACUCGCAGUAACACUCGCAGAUUAGUAGAUGCCUCCAAGGUCACAAGGUCAAAUGUGAAGCUAAACUGUAAAUAGUGACGCAUGCCAUUAGCUGUAAUUAGAAUAUUUUUGAUACAUAUAGACGGAUUGUUAAUACUGUAAUAACAUUUAGUCCCCCAAAAUAAAAGAGCUCUGUUUGUUCUUUAAGUGAUAGUGAAAGUUGAAAUAGUGAAAGCCCUUAUUUAUUUAUUGAAUCCAGAGUGUCCACAUUGCAAGGUGACCAAAUCUGAUUUGUUUGUUUGCAUUGUAAUCACAUUUGCUUGAAUAUUCAACACUGGGUUUUGUGGUAAUGGAGCAGGAGUUCGAGUAGUCUGGGGGAGAGGAAAGUUAGCUACUUAGCUUGUUAACACCAGAUUUCAG
This is a messenger RNA of Ictalurus furcatus (blue catfish), 2574 nucleotides long. It is a transcript of the gene npy8br, whose product is annotated as neuropeptide Y receptor Y8b. Bases 184 to 1317 code for a protein of 377 amino acids. The record is from RefSeq and is a predicted model, not a curated record. Lineage: Eukaryota; Metazoa; Chordata; Actinopteri; Siluriformes; Ictaluridae. The transcript is spliced from 2 exons. Gene Ontology annotation, biological process: G protein-coupled receptor signaling pathway. Gene Ontology annotation, molecular function: neuropeptide binding; neuropeptide Y receptor activity. Gene Ontology annotation, cellular component: neuron projection; plasma membrane.